AUGGAGCCCCCGGAGGGCGCCAGCCCGGGAGGGGUAGUUAAGGAGGCCGAGGUGCCAAGGGCUGCCCUGGGCACCCCCGUUCCUGGGACGGGGACCAGCAGCCACUCACCUGUGGCCGAGGAGGAGGUGGGCGUCCCAGUACCGGCACCGGGUCUCCUGCAGGUCACGGAGAGGCGGCAGCCCCUGAGCAGCGUCUCCUCCCUGGAGGUGCACUUCGACCUCCUGGACCUCACCGAGCUGACUGACAUGUCCGACCAGGAGCUGGCCGAGGUCUUUGCCGACUCAGAUGACGAGAACCAGGCCAGCGACUCGCCCGCAGGCCUACACCCGCUGCCCAGGGCCGGCUGUCUGCGCUCCCCCUCCUGGACACGCACCAGGGCCGAGCAGGACGGCGAGAAGCAGCCCUUCGGCGCCCCUGAGCGGCAGCCUGCCGUUGUGGACACGUUUCUCACCGUGGAGAGGCCCAAGGAGGACUAG
Messenger RNA from Physeter macrocephalus (sperm whale), 477 nucleotides. RefSeq names its product dysbindin domain containing 1 (gene DBNDD1). Lineage: Eukaryota; Metazoa; Chordata; Mammalia; Artiodactyla; Physeteridae. Gene Ontology annotation, cellular component: cytoplasm. Bases 1 to 477 code for a protein of 158 amino acids. Gene Ontology annotation, biological process: negative regulation of protein kinase activity. The transcript has 4 exons. The record is from RefSeq and is a predicted model, not a curated record.